AUGAGGCGGUUGCUCCUACUCGCCCUCCUGGCCUCAAUUGCCGACCCGUUUUCUCUAUCUGACCUCCUUGACGAUGAUGGAAGAGGAGAGGAUGAUGAGGAAUACUUCAUCUGGCUGCUCGCCUUGGUGCCGCUGAUCCCGGGCGCCCUCUCGAUUCUGGUCAUCUGCGCCGUGUUGAUUUGGAUCACUUCGAGCCAUGCCAAGAAAAAGCGGAGGAGGCACAAAAUUAUGGGGGCGCCUCGAAAGGAGCCGGACUCAGCUGCAAGUACUCCCUCAAGGAGUCCGGACUCGAGUCGAGCCACCAUACGCUCGAAAAUCGUUUCCGAAGCUUCGAGGCGGAGGAAUCAAGCUCCAAGGUCGAGAAACCCACCAAGAGCUGCUAUGAAAAAACCUCGGGAUACGGCUCGGCCGCCAGAAGAGGUGGAAAAGAAGAAGAGCUCGGCAGGAGAGGCUUCUCGUGCUCCACUUCCGAGUAAUCAGCCAAAGCGCAAACCUUUUUGCAAGGACAACCCCACCGAGAUCAGCGGCUCCAAGGAGGACGCCCAAGCGCCACCUGCUCCUCCCCAGCCUCUUCCCCCUCCUACCUCAACGAAACAAACGGAGCGGAAACCUUUUCGCCAGGACAACCGCACCGAUCUCAGCAGCUCCAAGGAGGACAGCCAUCACUCUCAAAAGCUAGAAAUACCGGUGACGGUAAACACUACGCAAGCUUCCUUCGAACCAUUGAAGCGAGCGGCCGGGACUAGGGAGAAGCUGGUCGGCACUCCGGUUUCGAAAAAUCCUCUACCCAAUCCGCCGCUUGUUGCUGUCACUCCAGAAGCCGUCGAUGCGCCAAAAGUGGAGGCAAAGAUUCAGACACCCUCUUCGCCGGGAACCAUUGUGGCCCAACCAUCGACUGAUGGGUUCGAGAAGAAGCCGGAAAACUUGGAGAAUCGGCCCGAAAAACUGCCGGCUACAGUGACGUGUGAAUCUCGUGAAUCUCGCGUAGAGAUUUCCGAUACACCGAAGGGGAGUGACAAGACCGAGUCGCCCAGCUCUAACGUCGAGGAUCACGAACUUGUGAAUAACGGGUCCCCAGCCGAUACUCAGCCAGAGAAGCUGCCAAAGUCGACUUGCGAUACCCCGAAGGCCCCGUCAUCACCCGGAUCUGCCUCUUUCAUGAAUAUU
This is a messenger RNA of Mesorhabditis spiculigera, 1167 nucleotides long. The record is from the annotation of a GenBank genome assembly. NCBI's taxonomy places the organism in Eukaryota, Metazoa, Nematoda, Chromadorea, Rhabditida, Rhabditidae.